GCUCCUUUUCCAUCACCCACCCACACACACUCUCUUCACCAUGGCGCGCCCGCAGAACGUCGGCAUCAAGGGCUUCGAGAUCUACUUCCCCAAGCGUUGCAUCUCGCAGGACUCGCUCGAGGACUUCGAUGGCGCCGCCAAGGGCAAGUACACCAUCGGCUUCGGCCAGAAGUUCAUGGCCAGCUGCGACGACCUCGAGGACGUCAACACGUUUGCGCUGAACGUCACCGCCGGACUGCUGGAGAAGUACAACAUCGACCCGCGCUCCAUCGGCCGUCUGGACGUCGGCACCGAGACGAUCAUCGACAAGAGCAAGUCGGUCAAGACGAUGCUCAUGACGCUCUUUGCGCCGUCGGGCAACACGGACAUUGAGGGCCUCGACUCGAAGAACGCCUGCUACGGCGGCACUGCCGCUCUCUUCAACGCCAUCAACUGGGUCGAGUCGUCGUCGUGGGACGGCAGAGACGCCAUCGUCGUCGCCGGCGACAUUGCCAUCUACGCAGAGGGCAGCGCCCGCCCCGUCGGCGGUGCCGGUGCCAUCGCCAUGCUCAUUGGCCCCGACGCGCCGCUUGUGUUCGAGCCGGUCCACGGCACGCACAUGUCCAACGCAUGGGACUUCUUCAAGCCCAACCUCUCCUCCGAGUACCCCACUGUCGACGGCCCCGAGACGCUGCAGACGUACCUCGGCUCCAUCGACCACGCCUACGACGCCUACCGCCUCAAGGCCGCCAAGGCGGCGGCCAAGAGCAGCGGCAAGGCCAACGGCUCGUCCGACGACGCCGCGCUGCGCGCCACUGUCAAGCUCGACGACUUUGACUACGCCAUCUUCCACAGCCCCUACUCGAAGCUCGUGCAGAAGGGCUUUGGCCGUGUGAUGUACAACGACUUCCUGUCGGACCCGAAGAACCCGGCGUACGAGUCGAUCCCGGCCGAGUUUGCCUCGCUCGACCGCAAGUCGACGAUCACGAACAAGGACGUGGAGAAGGCGUUUGCCGGCCUCUCGAAGAGCGUGCAGGCGCAGAAGCUCGAGCCGACGAUGGACACGGUGCGCCGCGUGGGCAACAUGUACACGGCGUCGCUGUACGGCGGCCUGGCCUCGCUGCUCUCCAACGUCGAGAGCGCGUCGCUGCAGGGCAAGCGCAUCCUCAUGUACUCGUUCGGCAGUGGCUCUGCCGCCUCCUUCUUCGCCAUCAAGGUGGCCGGCGACGUGUCGAACAUCUCCAAGACGCUCGACCUCAAGGCGCGCCUCGACGCCAUGGAGGUUGUGCCGUGCCAGUCGUACGUCGACAGCCUCAAGCUGCGCGAGGCCACGCACAACGCCGUCGAGUACAAGCCCGUGGGCGACAAGAGCAAGCUGUGGCCCGGCAGCUACUACCUGCGCGAGGUCGACAGCAUGUACCGCCGCUUCUACGAGCGCACGCCCAAGGCAUAGACGGGGAUGCCUAGGCGCCCCACUGGACUUCCCUCAUACAGGCCUCGCUCGACAGCCCAUCGGGCUAGAUCCGUCGCUCCACGCUCUCUUGCACCCCAUCUCUCGCUCGUGCCUCGCUCUUCGUCGCUGUGCUCUCCCUCGUCAUCCAUCAUCAUCCUCUCUCUCACCCUAUUUGCUCCGCGCGCCUGCCCGUGCGCGCCGCCUCCCGUGCGCCCCCCACCAGUUCCCUGUGCAGCUGCCUGUCGUCUCGAUACAUCGCGCGUAAACCAAUGCAAGAUUUGCCUCGACC
Molecule: messenger RNA, 1721 nt
Organism: Tilletiopsis washingtonensis
Lineage: Eukaryota; Fungi; Basidiomycota; Exobasidiomycetes; Entylomatales
Product: hydroxy methylglutaryl-CoA synthase
Exons: 7
Coding region: 41-1432 (463 amino acids)
Biological process (GO): ergosterol biosynthetic process; acetyl-CoA metabolic process
Molecular function (GO): hydroxymethylglutaryl-CoA synthase activity
Source: RefSeq, a predicted model, not a curated record